CCCUCAGACCCAGGAGUCCAGGCCCCCAGCCCCUCCUCCCUCAGACCCAGGAGUCCAGGCCCCCAGCCCCUCCUCCCUCAGACCCAGGAGUCCAGGCUCCAGCCCCUUCUCCCUCUAAUGCAGGUGUCUGAGUUUCCAACCCCCUUUUCCCUCAGAUGCAGGACUUCUAGCCCAGAGACUGUCCCAGGGAGCUGAGACUCCCUCCUCACUGUGCUGCAAAGCUGAGUGGAUGAGUUGGGGUGCACUAGGGAUUAUGGUCCCAACCCAGCCCCCCAUUCCGGCUUCCUCUUCUUGGAAGCCAAGUUUUCUCCCAGUCACUGGGGAAUGGUGGGGGGAAUCAAUGUGGAAGCUUCAGGAUCUCCAUUUGGCCGACUCCUUCCCACCAUUCUCUAACCUCUGUUCACAGAAGGGAAACAAAUCUAGGAGGGAAAUGCGGGCUCCCUGCCCAGGAGCUACCAUUACAGUCUCCAAGCAGCUCUGGCCCACCAGUCCCUCAAACUCAGCAGGGGCCCACAUGGCCUGUCCCCUUCCCUGUUUUUUUUUUUUUUUUCUUUUUUCUUUUUUUUUGACACAGAGUCUCACUCCUUCACCCAGGCUGGAGUGCAGUAGCACGAUCUCGACUCACUGUAACCUCCACUUUCUGGGUUCAAGCAACCUCCACCUCCUGGGUUCAAGCAAUUCUUCCUCAGCCUCCCAAGUAGCUGGGAUUACAGAUGGAAAUGGAAUCCAGGGAUUCUUCUACCCAUGGAGCUGUGAGGGUGACAUAUGGGACCGGGAGAGCUGUGGGGGCCAGGCGGCCAUUGAUAGCCCCAACCUCUGCCUGCGCCUCCGGUGCUGCUACCGCGAUGGGGUCUGCUACCACCAGCGUCCAGACGAAAACAUGCGGAGGAAGCACAUGUGGGCGCUGGUCUGGAUGUGCAGCGGCCUUCUCCUCCUGAGCUGCAGCAUCUGCCUGUUCUGGUGGGCCAAGCGCCGGGACGUGCUGCAUAUGCCCGGUUUCCUGGCGGGUCCGUGUGACCUGUCCAAGUCCGUCUCGCUGCUCUCCAAGCACCGAGGGACCAAGAAGACGCCGUCCGUGGGCAGCGUGCCAGUCGCCCUGUCCAAAGAGUCCAAGGAUGCGGAGGGUGGCACCGAGGGGGAAGGGACGGAGGAGGGUGAGGAGACAGAGGGCGAGGAGGAGGAGGAUUAGGGGAGUCCCCGGGGGACUGCUCAAUACAGAUAUGGUGGACG
Messenger RNA from Pongo pygmaeus (Bornean orangutan), 1230 nucleotides. RefSeq names its product transmembrane protein 190 (gene TMEM190). The record is from RefSeq and is a predicted model, not a curated record. Lineage: Eukaryota; Metazoa; Chordata; Mammalia; Primates; Hominidae. Gene Ontology annotation, biological process: hematopoietic progenitor cell differentiation. Gene Ontology annotation, cellular component: inner acrosomal membrane. The transcript is spliced from 5 exons. The coding region runs from base 230 to 1189 and encodes 319 amino acids.